Drepanopeziza brunnea f. sp. 'multigermtubi' MB_m1 is the source of this 645-nucleotide messenger RNA. RefSeq lists its product as uncharacterized. Gene Ontology annotation, biological process: melanin metabolic process. The record is from RefSeq and is a predicted model, not a curated record. NCBI's taxonomy places the organism in Eukaryota, Fungi, Ascomycota, Leotiomycetes, Helotiales, Drepanopezizaceae. Gene Ontology annotation, molecular function: scytalone dehydratase activity.
AUGGGAGGCUCAGACGCAAAGACCGAUCUUACUUUUGAUGAGGUGAUGGGCUGUAUGUCCGCCUGCUUUGAGUGGGCCGACAGCUACGACUCCAAGGACUGGGAGCGCCUACGAAAAUGCAUCGCACCAACCCUUCGUGUCGACUACCGCUCCUUCCUCGACAAGAUGUGGGAAGCCAUGCCCUCCGACGAAUUCAUAAUCAUGGCCUCCAACCCAGCCGUGCUCGGCAACCCUCUCCUCAAAACGCAACACUUCAUCGGCGGCACGCGCUGGGAAAAGGUCUCCGACGACGAGAUCAUCGGCUGGCACCAGCUGCGCGUCCCGCACCAGAAGUACACGGACGCGAGCAAGAAGCAGGUCGCCGUCAAGGGCCACGCGCACAGCACCAACCAGCACUGGUACCGCAAGGUCGACGGGGUAUGGAAGUUUGCCGGUCUCAGCCCCGAUAUCAGGUGGAGCGAGUACGACUUCGACAAGGUCUUCGAGGAGGGCAGGGAGACGUUCGGGGACGACGAGGAGGUGGUGCCUGCUGUGAUGGAGGGCAUGUCUGUUAUGGCGUUGCCCACGGAGAAGGUGUCUGUUGCGGAGGGGACGCCGAAGGUUGGGACGACGGUUCUCGAGACGACUGUUGUGCACUCUAUCUAA